AAUAAACAACACCUCAGAGGUCAGGAUGCCAUGAGCCCAGAGGUGGAGGAGGACAUCAAACCUGGUGACUCUGCAUCGGCCACUGGAGACACGGAUGAGAAAGGUGAAGAGAGGCAAGAACAAAAGGACAAUGAAAAGAACGAGGAUGGUGGUUCAAGCGCCACGGGCAGCGUGGUGCACAAACCGAAGAGAAGAGAAGCAUGGACUGGGGAGGCCUGGUCAAUUGAUGACGGCCUCGUUCUCAAUAUGCCCCUGUUCAAGGGAUGCAGCAUUGAAUUUAAGCGCCUUUUGUUGAGAGCGAUUCGUGAGUGGGAAUAUCACGAUGCUGGAAAGGAGACGUGGUACGACCCCGACUACGACGAGAUUUGCACAUUGGAGAAGUUGCCCAAAGAUCGGCUGCCUCCAUUGCACAAACCGUUCAUCGGAAUGAAGCUGGAGCCUGGAGAGUACAUUUGCCGUGGGGGGGACUAUGAUGACAAGUUAGUAGUGAUCAUCCGCGGCACCGUGGAGAAACUCGUGGGCGAUGCACCACAGGGUGGGCUUUGCAUCGUGCGGACGUUGAAGCGCGGGGACUGUGAGGGCAUCACCGAGUUCCUGGGCGUCGGCUCCGAGCAGCGCACCUGUGCGCUGCGCGCCGGGCCCGACGGCGCCCGCGUGCGCUUCGUCCAACGGCAAGCCUUGACGGAGCUGUUGCAGGAAAAAGUUGUUGACGAAAAUGCUGAGCAACCAGAGGAUCCAGAUGAACCGCGUGUGAUGCGAUUGAAGUGGACCUACGAGGUGGGCUAUUUCAAUGAACUCUCCUUAGAUCGGAUCGACUCCUUGAAUCAUAAGGAAGCUCGGACGUUGCUGCUCUGGAAUCCUGGACCUGUCGACAGCCUAGAGGAACCCUUGGACUUUUUGCAGCUCUCGGGCCAGUCGAUUUUCAUGGUGGACAAUGCCCUGGGAACUUCUGUCUCUGGUCCUCUUCCAGAAGGUAUCGAAGAAAGAUACUACUUUGACAAACAAACCAUUUUAAGGCCUGGCGUUCCCGGCGACUGUGCCAUUUUGAUCCUCCGAGGGCAGGUCGAAGCUUUGGUUCCAGACGGCUGCGCAGGGAACUGCUUACCUCGUGCGUGGCAAGCCGACGAAGAAGACAUCACAACUUCCUGGCUAGGUGACGGCCGUGAUGGAAGAACUGGUGAUGCCAACGUGCCGCUGUUGGCCAAGCUUGCACCGAAGGUUCAGCAAGAGCUGGAUGCCGACCAGGAGAAGGUGCGGAAAUACCUCAUGGAACAACCUGAUCGAACAGCAGAACAAGAGGUGGCAAUGGUUGCUUUGGUUCUGCCCCAGAACAUCAAGAAAGCCAUGGCUCACCUCCGGAAGGCUGCUGAGGAUUGUCAGUUGGACCUAAGCCACAUGAAAACCACUGACUGGAGAUGGCUUUGGGGCGACAAGGAAGUCUUGGUCGUCUUUGAUUGUUUGGAAAGAGCCAAGCUACUAAGCCCAUACGGUAUCCAGCUGUCAGAGCAGGUGAGGCUCUUCCUCAAUCCGCCUGAGGAAGAGCCUCCACCAGAGCCUCAGGCCGUUCUUGGGCCUGGAAUGCAGCUUGGGCGCUUGGCCUUGUUGGGCGUUCCCAUUGUGCUCUCCGGCGUCGUGAGAGCCAAAGGGCCGGUCUUGGUGGCAAUACUGCACAGGUCUGUGCUCCUCCAGGCCUUGGAGAACUGUGCUGAGAAGGAACUUUUUUUGCCACACGGCCUCACGAUCCACGACCGGCUGGAAGUUCUCAAGGCGCUCCCUUCGACCAAGAACGAGGUCAAGGAUCGGCCUUCGCAUUUGGGUCCCAUCACGGGUCCUCCUGCGCACAAGGAGUCUGGCGAUGAGUCCGAAGCUUUUGCCGGAACCUACAAGGCCUUUGCUUCACCGACAAGUCGCUACAGGGGAGUGCCUGGUGCCGAUGCCUUUGAGCACGUGCUCAUGAGCGCUCUGAAGAGCUACUCAGUGAUUUGGGACUUGGUCCAUGAUGCUCCGCCUCGAUUGUUGGAUCAACUGGUGAGGGCUUGGGAACCUCGGUGGCUUCUGCCGGGUGAAACCAUCGUGGCCGACGAAGAGCCCGACGCCGACUUCGUCUUCGUCCUGGUCCAUGGCUCCUGCGUGGUCUUGCUGGAGGACCGUGAGAUCGAAAAUGUGGGGCAAGGCUCAGUGCAAGGAGCUGCGCAACUGUUAGCUCUCAAUGGAUGGACUCGGACCGUUCAAGUAUCCCCGACCUGCAACGGUGAGGCAAUGAUUCAGGUCAUGAAGCGCGAGAAGUUGAUUGACAUGCUGGAUGGUCAUCCCUUGCCAAAAGCUCGGCUAAGAGCUUUGGAGCAGUCCCUGCAAGAGGGGAAGGAGGCCGAUUGGCGAAUUCUCCGGAACAUUCCGGCCUUCGGCUCCUGUGCCUUCCAGCCCUUCCUCGCACGCUUGCACAAGGAUGCUGACAUCCGACUCUUCUGUGCGGGUGACAUGGUGGCCUUCGCUGGAGACGAUUCCGCCGCGAUGAUGGUGGUUUUAGCGGGCACCGUGAGGUGCGAACAACCUCAGACGCUGUUCUUUGUGGAACUCCACCGUGGGGAGUGGUGCUACCAAGACAACAUCCUUGGGAACACACCCACCUUUGGACAUGAUGCCGUGGCCGUGACAAACGUCUUGGUCUUGGUGCUCUACCGUCAUGCCAUGCAGAAUGCGAUGGUCGCCUAUCCCGAGACCCGGAAGGUGGUCAUCGCCAAUGAGACAUGGAGGAAAAAGACCGGUUGUCCAGAUCCUGCAGGUUUGCAGGUCUUCCGGAAGCUUCCAGCCUCCCUACUGUCUGACGUGGUGGAAGAGGCAAAACCCGUCUACUACAGACCUUGUUCUUUGCUGUACUCCUCCGGUGAACGUGUGGAAGACAACGCAAUGCUCUUUGUUUUGCGUGGAGAGUUGCAACUGGCCAUCAUGGGCAUAGAAGUUCGACGGAUCGGGGCAGGUGGCUACGUGGGAUUGCAUCACUUCAUGGGCCUCGAGUGUCCCGAGCCCAACGUGACCAUCAGAUCCACGGCAGCAUGUGAUUGCUUGUUGUUGCAGCAGUCCACCAUUCAAAAGGCUUUGGAUGACGAUCUGAUGGAGGACGACAUGUUGCCGUACACCGCGUCCGUUCGAGUUUUGGCGGGCGGUGAGAUCCUGGACGCGUUCGGCUUCCCCGUCGGUGAUGGAAGUGCCAAGAAUGUGCCCGAUUGCGUGGAGCAAAGUGAGGUCUUCCGAGCUUGCUCGAAGAGCUUUGUGGCACAAGUGGCUGAGAUUGUGGAGGACUUGGCUUUCUGGCCGGGUGAGAAGCUUUAUUCGCAAUAUGAAGAGGGUGACAUGAUGUACUUCAUCAGGGCAGGUCGCGUGCGAUUAGAGGUCUUGGGACGUCGAGACCCCGAAGUCGUGGAAGCAGGCACGACACUGGGAGACAUGGCCGUGCUGGACCAGGUACCUCACUAUGUGGAGACCGCCUAUGCAGAGACCCAUGUUUGGGUCCGUGCCCUCCACAAAAAGCUACUGCGCCGAUCACUUUCCUCCUUUCCAGAGGAGGAAAGGUGCAUGCUGGGCCAGGUGCAUGCGGCCAAUCCGGACAUCUUUGGCUAAGCCCGUCCCGGAGAGAAGGUUCGAGACGCGAAGGUCUUCGUUCGUCCAAGCAAAGCGAAGCAACGGGGCCUCCACCCCUUCGUCAAGGAAGCCAGAACGACACAGUUCAAAAGUGAAGAACGAGACACACGAUUCGCGGGAAAAUCUCACCGAGUUUCACUCGAAGGAUGCCAACCGCAUCCGCGUUCGCAUCCGCGAGCGUCGCGCGAUGCAAAACAAGCAUCGCAUGGUCGCAUAGUGUUCGGACGAAAA
Messenger RNA from Durusdinium trenchii, 3870 nucleotides. NCBI's taxonomy places the organism in Eukaryota, Dinophyceae, Suessiales, Symbiodiniaceae. The record is from the annotation of a GenBank genome assembly.